Messenger RNA from Selaginella moellendorffii, 1098 nucleotides. RefSeq names its product prohibitin-1, mitochondrial. NCBI's taxonomy places the organism in Eukaryota, Viridiplantae, Streptophyta, Lycopodiopsida, Selaginellales, Selaginellaceae. The transcript has 6 exons. Gene Ontology annotation, cellular component: membrane; mitochondrion. The record is from RefSeq and is a predicted model, not a curated record. The coding region runs from base 46 to 933 and encodes 295 amino acids. Gene Ontology annotation, biological process: mitochondrion organization.
CCCUUUGCGAGGUGGAAGGCGUGGAGGCGUGGAGGCGCAGCGAGGAUGAACAAUUUCCGCAAUGUGAAGAUGCCGUCAGGCGCUGGCCCCGCGGGAGCGCUGGCCAAGGUACUCACUGUCGCCGGUGUGGGGAUCUACGCCCUCGCCAACAGCUUGUACAAUGUGGACGCCGGGCAUCGCGCCAUCGUCUUCAAUCGCCUCGUCGGGGUCAAGGACAAGGUCUAUCCCGAAGGAACGCAUUUGAUGGUGCCGUGGUUUGACAGGCCAGUGAUCUACGAUGUCCGUGCUAGACCCAACUUGGUCGAGAGUACUUCCGGCAGCAAGGAUCUCCAGAUGGUCAGAAUCUCGCUUCGUGUUCUAACACGGCCGAUCGCGGACCGUCUCCCGUCGAUCUAUCGCACCCUGGGACAGGACUACGCGGAGAGGGUCUUGCCUUCGAUCAUUCACGAGACGCUUAAGUCGGUGGUUGCGCAGUACAACGCAAGUCAGCUCAUCACUCAGCGAGAGGUGGUGAGCAGGGAGAUCAGACGAAUCCUGACCGAGCGCGCCUCGCAAUUCGACAUCGCUCUGGACGACGUUUCCAUCACGGGUCUUACGUUUGGAAAGGAGUUCACGGCUGCCAUUGAGGCGAAGCAAGUCGCGGCACAGGAAGCCGAGCGUGCCAAGUUCAUCGUCGAGAAAGCCGAGCAGGACAAGCGCAGCGCCAUCAUCCGAGCUCAGGGAGAAGCAAAGAGCGCGCAGCUGAUUGGAGAAGCCAUCUCCAACAAUCCCGCGUUUGUGACACUGCGACGCAUCGAAGCCAGCCGGGAGAUUGCUCACACCGUCGCAAACUCGGCAAACAAGCUCUUCCUCGACUCGGACUCGCUGCUGCUCAAUCUCCACAGCGUAGACGUCGAAGCCGACGCCAUGGCAACGCGCAAAGGAAAGAAGUAAUGCGGGAAGUUUUUGGAGAUUAAGAUCACUCUUCGUCGUCGUCUCGUGCUCAGCAUAAAACAAUGGACCGAAGUUUUGGCGAUUUUUUUCCUCUUUCUUUUUACAAAGAUCUUGCAUUUCCGUUACCUUCUAUUUCGAUGAGUUAAAAGUGGACGAAUUCUCGAC